UUGACUGACGUGAGAUCUACAUGUGAAAAAUCGUACUAGAGAAUUUCGUUUAGUUGUCUAGUUGAAGAAUAGUGAAGUUUUUCAUGGUGUUUUUGUGGAAAACAUUAAAUCAUGUCCGGAAAAUCUUUUCCCGUCGAAAAACUAGUGCGGGUCGGAUAUUAUGAGCUGGACAAAACGAUAGGCAAGGGAAACUUCGCUGUGGUGAAGCUAGCAACACACAUCGUCACUCGUACAAAGGUGGCUAUAAAAAUAAUAGAUAAGACUGUCCUAGAUGAAGAAAACCUAACUAAGAUAUUUCGAGAGACUGCUAUUUUAAAGAAACUUCGACACCCCCAUGUCACCAGGCUUUAUCAGUUGAUGGAAACCAAACAAACCAUUUAUUUGGUUACAGAAUAUGCCAGUAAUGGUGAAAUUUUUGAUCAUUUGGUCGCCAAAGGGCGCAUGUCAGAGCCGGAGGCGAAACGGGUAUUUAGCCAGAUUUUGGCUGCAGUAAGCUAUUGUCACUCACAGGGGGUCGUGCAUAGAGAUUUAAAGGCUGAAAAUUUGCUGUUAGAUCACAACUUUAACAUUAAACUUGCAGAUUUUGGAUUCAGUAACCAGUUUACUGAAGGAAAUUUACUUACGACGUUUUGCGGUUCGCCUCCUUAUGCAGCUCCUGAACUAUUUCAGGGGCUUAAAUAUGAUGGGCCAAAAGCAGACAUAUGGAGUUUGGGAGUAGUAGUAUACGUUUUAGUAUGCGGUUCCUUGCCUUUUGACGGUCACACUUUACCAGCACUGCGAAAUGUUGUAAUAGAAGGAAAAUUUAGGAUACCGUUUUUUAUGUCACAAGACUGUGAGCACUUAAUUAGGCAUAUGCUAGUUGUGGAUCCCGAGAAACGCCUAACCAUACCACAAAUAUUAAAACACAAAUGGUUGACGGACUCGGAGCCACCUCUUCAAUUAGACGAUGAGGAGGACCAACGGCUAAAUAAUACCGUUAUAGAUCACAUGCUUCACCUUCCGGGGUUAGAUAGGGCUGCAAUACAAAAAUCGUUAGAAGAUAAUUCGUUUGAUCACAUUUACGCCAUAUAUCACUUGCUGCUCGACAAACUGAAAAGAAGAACAAUGAAUUUCCAGAGUAAGGUGGCCAGACAUAGGAGAAACACUGUUACACAAGAGCAAAUGAAGGCGCCAGAAGAUUCUGAUUGUUAUUUACAACCUCGAAAUCCCAAAUAUACAGAGCGCAGCGAGUCAUUUAACGAGCAACAGCUUAUUAUGCAAUUGGGAGUUAGUACGGCCACGACCCCAUUAUCCGUUGAUGAUCGACUCUCAUUCCAACCCGAAGAUCAAUCCGGUCAAAAUAACUGGAGGCGCGAAAGCUUCAAUGAGUCCUAUCUUCGCAACGAUCCUGCUUCAACCGGAUUUAACUGGCGACGCGAAAGUUUUAACGAAAAUUACCUUCGCGGAGACGUUCAGGGAGGUGGAGGAGGAAAUGCUCCGAUGAAUCAAGAUUCUGAAAGGAGAAGAUCAUUACAGGAAGGAGAAGAAGCUGGUUCGCCGUUUGUUUCUAUGCCGGCCAUUCCUGCCGUGUAUUUGGCUGCGGAUGGGGAGGCACAACCGCUGGAAAAGUUUGGUGAAAUGGAUUUGGAUCAGAGCGACGACACUUGCUCGUUAGCUAUUCCGUCAUAUUCCACUGGAUAUAGUAGUUGUUCUUCAAGUGGUGAUCGGUAUUUGACUAUAAGAAGGCAUACAGUGGGUCCAGGUGAUCCGGCUCAUGAACAGGUUCUGGAAAACCAUUAUUUGGGUCAAAUGGCGCCCCAAGAUCCAAACGCCACCAAAAUGUUGCCCAGUACAAAUCUUCACUUGCCCAUGUUGGGACAGCAGAAUCCGCAUUACUUUGGCGGUAAAGAUCCACAUUUAUUGAAACCUCCAACUGUCUUAAGCGUGGGCGGAUUUGGUAGAAGAGCUUCAGAUGGUGGUGCUAAUUUACACAUGAGUUGGGGUGCACCCGGAUCCCACGAGCAGCUGUCGAUGAUGUCGACCAGUUCUAGUGGCAACCCGAGCAGUUUAAGCAGCGGCACCGGCACUCAACCUUUGGAUCCCAGUCAGCAAUUUGAUGACUUAGCUACUAGGUACCUGCAAGGCCGAGGACAUACUAAACGCCAUACAAUGGCGAACCCCGAAGACGUACAUUCCUUGCAAUCUGGAUCGGGUUCGGGAAGCCGGACCCGUAGAACAGGGUUGCUUACUGUGAUGGAACGACCACCCGUAAUCCCACCCGAACUCGUGAUGGAGGUCGAGGCGCGCAUGAACCGUAAUUAUAUGCCCUCUAUUCUGCCACAGCGUAAGCCUAGCAGACAUGUCAGGCCGCAGUUGCCGACUGUGCAGGAGUUAGGUCGUGAACAAAAAUCUGAAAGAUUUUCACCCGUGAGACGCGGCAGUGAAGGAUCAGCGGGUCCCUUGCGAACCUUAAGCCCUUCUACACCGCAACAAGAAUGCCAGAGAUUGCAGAGAGGCCUUCAAAACAGGUCGAGUCCACCAAGAUCCAUUCCAAACUCCCCAAUCCACCAAAUAUCCUCCGGACACCAGAUAAAUUCGGAGAGCGCAUCACCUAUUCACCAGUUUUACGGUGGUGGCACUCAAGAUCAGGCAAAUUUGCAAGAUUAUUCAAAAUAUGCGGGUAUACGAGAUCCAACCUUGGGUUUGCCGCCUGAAACUUUUGUACCUGGGGCUUUAGGGGGAUACGACAGGAGCGCCUUGCAUGGGCCUACAAAUUAUGGUGGACCGACUACGCAGUCCUAUACCCAGGUUGGUGGCUUAGGAAUGUUUAGCAAUGUACCACCAUUGAUGAAUCCCCUGUUAAGUCCAUCUGCCUCUUCAGGGUUCGGUAGUUAUUCGACGCCUACAGGGGCCGGUAAUAGUGUUUCGUCAAUUACGCAAGGUUUAAGCGGCCUAAACACCGCUGGUAGCGGGUCGAUUAUCCAAGGAACACCAUCGGUCAACCUGCAAAUGGGAGCUCCGAUGGACGAUGGUAAAAUGGACACCCAUUCGAUUCCUUCGUAUAUGACGUCGAGUCAGCCCUUCAUUCAUCAGGUGCCUCAUCACAUGCACGUGUUAAAUGUUCACAGCCACAGGAGCCUUACAAACUCUCCGAUAAGCAAUCCGGGUAGUCCCGGCUUGGAUAUGAUUCAGGAAGAGGCGUCGCAACAGUUGGCUCCUUUUCAGGCGAAGGCCGAUGGUCCCAGCCAUCCGCAGAUCUCAGUUACUGAUGUGUUGGGAAGCGAGGUGACUUUGGUAGCAGGCUCCGAUACGUCCGAAGACUCGAUGGAUAGCCUGGACAAUCCAAAAAUCUCGAAAAUCCCAUCAUUCAUCAUAUCCGAACCAUCAGAGAACACCCCGAGCAUAACCCGGGGUAUCGGCCGAAAAACCAGCCAAGAAAACGAGCCGAGACAGUCGGCUGAAGAGUCUCAACAACCGCAACAUUCCGACGAGUUUUUUCUGAGGCGUAACUCGGACAAAAGCUCGUGCUAUUCGGACGAUUCCCUGUCCAAUGAUAGUUUGAGUAUAGGGAAUCAAAGUCCGAGCAGUAGUUCCAAUACGCAGUCGAGCCACGCGUUUGACAGCGAUUUUAGGAGUAGAGCAAUCGAUACGGUGCAAUUAAAUAGGGAACUUAGUAAUGCCGGUGGUCAAGCGGAGAACUUUCAGAUUUUUCAAAACCUGAAACUAAACCUCAACGAACCGUUAAAAUAUCCGAACAGUUCCGAUUGCCACGGGAGCCUGCAUCACUCGAACCUGCACAAAAAUUCGGGUUCGUUCGAGUUCGAAUUGAGCGACGUGUGCUCGAAACUCCACGCCAACGAUAUCCUAGAGCUGGUAAAGAAAACUAUUAACGACCAGAUACCUCCUAAGCAGUUAGUAAGUUCCAAUGAUGUAAGUGAUAGGUUAUCUCUAGAGUAUGAGGGGGGUAUUCAGAUCGAGCUGAAAAUCGUCGACAAGCCAAGGGACUCGAAGGGCUUAAAAAUGCGACGCAUUUCCGGCGAUCAUCUCGUUUAUAAUCAACUUUGCCAGCAGUUGAUAUCGUGUAUGACUGUUUCCUAGCAUUUAAAGAACCUAUUUUAGUUCCAUUUAUUUAAGUAGAAUGAGUUAGAACGUGGUUAUUUUUAAGGUGGUGCAACAUUCAAUAAGAAUCAGGUAUAAUGACUAGAUUUGGCUGACUGUUUAAUAUAACUAUUGCUUGAGCUUUUUGAACAUAAUUGGCGCCUAAACAUAUUUUUUAAUAUCUAAAGAUUUUCAUUUUACUAAAUUAAAAUAUGUUGAUCAAUAGUUAUUUUUUGUGAUGCAGUUCUUGUUAAACAAAAUACUUAGAUAUGUUCAAAUAUUUUCCUAAAAAGCAUAGACUCGGGUCAUAGAAGAGAAUUGAGAUAAAAAUUACCUUUUUCUAGCGAGAGAUAACAUAAUGUCUUUUUUUUUUCAAUUUUUUAUUGAGGGAAGAUCAUUGAACCUUUUGUUGAUUUACUUAAGCAACAAACAAAACUUCCCACUUUUUAUUUAAGUGGAUAUUAGAAACUUUGUAACCUACUAAAAGUAUAUAUAUAUUCUGAACUGAUUAUUUCUUAUUUUCACUCUUCACAUUUUUGGUCUGAUGCCUAAAGUCGCAUCUGACCACAGUGUGUGUCUAAUACUUUAAUUAAAUUACGUUAAGAUAGGAGCGUAACUUUAGGUAAUUUAAAUUAACGAAUACCGUGUUAAGAACGGGCAAUAAAGCUUAUUUGCUAGAUAAUAAAAAAAAAAUUCUAAAUACACUUUAUAGUACUGAAGAAGACGUUCGAAGAAAAUAUAAAUGUUAUCUGAACUUCUCUAGAAUUUUUUUCUUCAGGACACGAGAAGGAACAAUAACUAGAUCCUUCUUAAUUCGAUUUAUGACUCUGAAGAAGACGUAAAAAUUAGCAUACAAGAGUGUAGCAACAUGCUUUAUUACAUGUAUCUAAUCGGCUACUUCAAUGUUAACAGGUUUAUGGACAACGCAAAAUUGAUAAGUGAAAAAUAUCACAGUAAAAAUAAUGGUACAUUACUGCUGGACUAGUAGAAUUUGUGUGUGGUACAAUCUAGAAAAAUUAUCUUUAUUUUAAGUUCUAAAUUUUAUGUAUUAUAGUACAGUGAACUCCGGUUAUAACGUACCCUCUAGGGUGAAUAAAAUUAUUACUUUAUAACCGGAGGUACGCUAUAAAAGAAACCCAUAGAAAUAAAUAUGUAAAGAUUUAUUUGUAUUAAUUAAAGGACUAAAUUAACAAAAAAUACAUUCUAAGUAUUAAAUACAAAAAAAGAUAUAAUAUUAAUAUGUAAAAUAUAACAUUGAAAUAGGAUACAUAUACAUAUGUAAUCAAAAUAAAUCUGUACUAUUUAUUAGUUACGAUUGUUCAAAAAAAUAACGUGUUAUUUUUGUUUGCUGAUUUUUUUUUACACAAUUUGAAAUUCUCGAUGUGCUUCUCAACUUUUAACGAGGCUUGUAAAAUUGUAUCAUCAGAUCCGUAAUCAGUAUAUUGUAAGAAAUUCGUAACAGUUUUAAUUGCACAAAGUGCUUCACAAUAACUUGGAAUGGGCUCGUUCACUGGUCCAUCAUCAUCGCCGCUUUUGUUAUCGGAACAUACAUCAUUCGUUGAACAGUUUGAUUCUAUAAGUUCGGCAAUAAUGUCGCAAUCCGUUAAGGUCUCUGUUGCUACCAGAUGGUCGUCGAUGGUCGUAAAAUUAUCUAGUUCAGGAAGAUAUUUUUCUACAGUAGUUACGUCUUGGUAGUGAUUUUGCAACCAAUAACUUAGCGGAAUAUCGCAGUCAUUAUCAUCAUCAACACUUUUAUAUUUCUCGUACCACUGAUUCAGAGGCAAGUCAUCAUCUGAAUCAAACUCCUCGAUCGAUUUCACUAGAGCAGCAGUCGAAAGCAGUUUUGAAUCGUUUUUUGUGAAACCUCAUUCCAAGAUUUCGCAAUUAUUUUUAUCGAGUCUAGAAUUGUUAGAUUGAACGUUUCCUCACUAUCCAAUGCUUGAAUUAGGCGAUACAUAAAAUAUCUAUGGUAAUAGGUUUUCAGGCAUUUUUUUAUGCCUUGAUCCAUUGGUUGUAUGACAGAAGUGCAAUUGGGAGGCAAAAAUUCUAAUCUGAUAUUUGUCAGAUCUACAUUCUUUGGAUGAGCUGCACAAUGGUCCACUAGAAGCAAUAUUUUUAUUUUUUGACGUCUUAGUUUUUCAUCCCACUCUUUCAAAUAAUUAAUAAAAAUGUUUGAAGUCAUCCAUGCGCGUCUAUUCGAUUUAUAAAUAACAGGCAGGUUUUUAAUAUUUUUCAUGCACCUCGGUGGUUCGUGUUUACCAAUGACAAGAAGUUUACGUUUUUUACUACCUGUCAUAUUUGCACAAACCCAAACGGUGUAUCUUAGCUUUGAUUGUUUGCCUCCCAUACACUUUUCUCCUCUAAAUUUCAGUGUACGGGCUGGAGUCAUCUUGUAAAAUAGUCCGGUCUCAUCCCCAUUAAAAAUGUCUUCACAGCUGUAAUUUUGUGCAAUACCUGGCCAUUUCUCGGUUAACCAGUUCACCACAGCUUCCUUGCUAACAUCUCCUGCUUCACCGGACACUUUGCCGACAUUGAUGUUGUGAAGAACUUUAAAACGCUCGAGCCAACCUGUAGAGCACUUAAAAUCUCCACCGUGUAAUCCCUUAGAUAAAUCUUCUGCUUUUGCUUUUAAAAGUGGUCCACUUAUAGGAAUAUUUUCGGUUCUUCUCACCUCAAACCAUCGAAUAAGAGCUUGAUCCACAUCUGGGCGUACGGGAUUCCUAAUUUUCUUAAUUCUUUGCGAUUUAUUUUCACUUGCUUGCUUGAUUUUUUCACGAUUGCUCCAAAUUGUAGAAACUGUUGUUUUUGCCAUGUUUUUCCUUCUCCGCAAUUUCCGAUUUGUUAAUGCCACUUUCAAUACUUUUAAUGAUGUCUAUUUUUUCUUUCAAAUUUAUAGCUCUGCGCUUAUCAGUCAUUUUACCAAAAAAACUACUAAAACUCGCACAAUAACACGCAAUGUCCAAUCUAAAACUAUUUUUCUUUAAAAUCCAAUAAAUUUGAAAUCUUUGAGGAUGUGGAAAGUGCGGGACGACCGCGUUUCUUCGGUAGAAUUUCGGAAGUUUUCUAUUUUUUUUUUGCUGCGUUUGGUUUCGGCUUUUUGAAGCAGAGUGUCAGCAUUCUCUGGCGAUGUCACAAUGGUGGUUCGCAUCGACUUUCGGCGACGAUCGGACUUAUCCCUGGAGUACUACUUUUGAGAAGAUUUACUUCAUCUCUUCUUUUAAUGCACUAUAAGUCGAUGGACGAUAUGGGUCCAAGAUUGGACCCUUCUGAUUUGGAAAACAUCACGCCUUUGUGUGCUGCUGUCUCUAAGACAUCAUAACGAACCAUUACAAUUCGAUAGUCAUCAGAGUGAUAAUUUUCGUUUUCGGUGCAUUUAUUUUCUCUACUCAAACUAGUUGCUACAAAAUCUUCAGAUGUAAACAACAUUUGGAUCAAAUGGAAAAAUGCCAGUUGCCCGAAAACCCGCUUUUAUAUUCUUGGGCCUGGCAGCCGCAUCAAGACAUUUAUCAGCGAUAGCUAAUAAAUGUCAAUAUUUUUGAUAAUAUUUUGAUGAUAUUUUUCAAACCAGUAUGGCGUUGGUUGUGAUACAUGGAUUUGAAUGGUCCAAAUACGGUUGCAUGCAAUGUGAACAAUGGAGGGGAAACUGAAUCAUCGUUAUACCAUGACCAAUUGCCAGCUUCGGGUUAAUUUGCGGAUGCAUUCGCCGGUUUUAUGAAAUGUGACAUAAAUUUCACGAGUUCUAUGGCAGUCAUCCAUGCAGAUUCAUAGGCAGUACCAAUCGCUCUAGAAAACAUCCGUUAAUUUAUUCACACUGACACAGUUCGAGAAUAUGAUUCUAUAUGUUCGAGAGAUAUAUGGUAUCUUUUUAAAUGGCUUUUCAUUUUUAUUAGUUCAAUGGCUGCUCUCUUUUUCAAGCCAUGGGAUUAAGAAAUUCGUAAAUCUAUCGUACGUCCCAUAAAUAUUAAAGAAACAUUUUUCGACUACAGAUGGACAUAUUAUGCAUAUAUAGAAAUAAAUUUAAAAAAAGAGUCCAAUGGCUUCUCAAGAAAAUUUAUUCACUGGACUCAAGUAAACUAAUUAUACCUUUCAAAGUUAUUUUGAUGUUCAUUGGUUUUCCAAAAUUCUUAUUCAUAGGGUGUUCAUUAUUAAUCCAUUGACAUUUCGACCUAGUUUAUAGCAGUACUGGACUGUCUGGGACGUCCAAUAUAUGCAUCAAUAUGAAGAAACAUUUUUCAUCAAGUAGUACCAGAGUCCAAUCGCGUUUCAAAAAAAAUCAUUCUAUUGGACUCAGUUAAACUAAUUAUACUUAAGUCCACUGGACAAAGAUAAUUUGAAGUCUGUUGGUUUGUACAAGAUUGUUAUCUGUUAUGCUUUACUGUUAUAGCAGUAUUGUCCAUCCACUUGUUAAUGAAAUUAUAUGAAAAUUAAAAUACAAUUUUAAAUACACAACACAUAUUUAAAUAUCGUUUUUGGCUGAGCAGAUAAUUUUUUUAAGAAAUCGAGCAAUAACAUAUUUUAACCAUGUGAAAAAUGCGCCUUUUUCACAAACUGUAUUAAUAUUCAGAAUCUUAAUUUUUCUGUUUCUAUAUAUAUAUACAUUCUAUUAAAUUUGAUAUAUGUAUGUUGCAUCACCUUAACCAUUUAGGUGAAAACUUUACACAGUGGAAUUAACUGAAACAUUUUUUUUAACCUUGCAAAGGGCCGAUUUUUUUGCUUAAAUAUUUAAGACAUUUAUUUUUUAAUCAACUUGUACAGAAAAAUAAUACAUUGCACACUAAAAUGGACUGAUCUUUCAUAUCCGGAAUUUUGCCACUUUAUUUUUUAAAUCGCGUAGUUCGCAAAUUCUGGUUGAAUACCAUUCAGUUGAUUUGCUGACUUUAAAUAGCUGCAAAUCAUAUUUUCUACCAUUUAUUUUAAAAACUUUUAAUAUAUGCCUGAAGAAGCAAUUUUAUUUCUCAGGUUUUUAAAAUAAAUGAAUUUUUCGUUGUGAUCUGCCUUUUAAAAAGGCCCAUAUAUUAUAUUACUUUAUCUUGUGAUAGCGGAUGGAGUUACGAGUGAUAUAACUUCAUUUUAAUGUAAAUAAAUUUAGGAGAAAUUGUAACUAAGUAAGUAAAUAAUAGUUAAGAAUUA
Messenger RNA from Anthonomus grandis grandis, 9207 nucleotides. RefSeq lists its product as uncharacterized. The transcript is spliced from 20 exons. Gene Ontology annotation, biological process: intracellular signal transduction; protein phosphorylation; microtubule cytoskeleton organization. The record is from RefSeq and is a predicted model, not a curated record. Bases 112 to 4077 code for a protein of 1321 amino acids. NCBI's taxonomy places the organism in Eukaryota, Metazoa, Arthropoda, Insecta, Coleoptera, Curculionidae. Gene Ontology annotation, cellular component: cytoplasm. Gene Ontology annotation, molecular function: protein serine/threonine kinase activity; tau-protein kinase activity; ATP binding.